GCUAACCGGAUGUUACGUCAAAUCCACAAAAACCCAAGGCUGCUGACAUUUUUCUGGAGCAAAGCAGCAUUUUCUAGAAUAACCCUAACUGGAAAACGAUUAUAAAUCAGCACUGGAAACUUAUUAGGCUAUAAAAGAAAACUGGGACGGCUGAAGAGGAAGGUUGAAAAGUUCGAAAAAGUUCUACAAAACCAUGGUGGAAUAUUAUCACAUUUUAGGAGUCCAAAGAAAUGCAUCUCAGGAAGACAUUAAAAAAGCGUACAGAAAAUUGGCACUAAAAUGGCAUCCAGAUAAAAACCCAGAAAAUAAGGAAGAGGCAGAGAAAAAGUUCAAAGAACUUUCUGAGGCCUAUGAAGUUCUGUCAGAUGCCAACAAGAGGAACAUGUAUGAUCGCUAUGGUAAAGAAGGCCUAACAACAAACAUCGGAGUAGGUGGUGGACAUUACCACAAUGGUGAUCACUUCAACGAAGGGUUCACGUUCCGCAAUCCAGAAGACGUCUUCAGGGAAUUCUUUGGGGGUCGAGAUCCUUUUGCUGAUUUCUUUGGAGGGGAUCCGUUUGGGGAUGAGUUUUUUGGUGGAGGGCGGAGUCACCACAGGGGGGUGAGCAGGAGUCGGACGGGGGGUCCCUUCUUCGGGGGAUUCGGUGGCUUCCCACCCUUCGGUGCAGGCUUUACAGCAUUUGAACCAGGCUUUACCUCUUUCGGACACAUGGGUCAGAUGGGUCAGAUGGGUCACAUGGGUCACAUGGGUCAGAUGGGUCACAUGGGUCAGAUGGGUCAACUGGGAGGAGGAGGCGGCGGCCACGGCGGCUUCACCGCUUUCUCCACCUCCUUUGGCGGCGGGGGUGGGGGUGGCGGGAUGGGCAACUUCCGCUCUGUAUCAACCUCCACCAAAUUCAUCAACGGCAGGAAAAUCACGACAAAAAGAAUUGUGGAGAAUGGACAGGAACGAGUAGAGGUGGAAGAAGACGGACAGUUAAGAUCACUAACCGUCAAUGGGGCAAAGCCUAAUGCCGCAGUCCAACAGGAGGAGUGCAGACAAACUGCACACUCCUCUAGUGCACACGCCUCCCGGUCCCCUGUUCCCCGUCCUCCUCAUCAUCAUCAUGUAAAGACUUCCUCCCAGACUUCCUCCCACAGUCCCACUCCAGACAGAGAGGAGGGGUGGAAAAACAGAGAGGAGGGAAGGAGCCCCGCUUCAGGACACAGUGAAAACAAGAGGAAGAAACCCAUGCCCGAGCCCACAGAGGAUGCCAAAAAGAGAAAAACAUAAUGGUUUCACUACACACAUCAUUUUCUUGCCCUCCUAGUCAGCUACAGAAACAUGUCAUUGAUACACCCUUAACAAUUAAUAUUGUUUUAAAGGACACUUAAAUAUGGGGUGCUCAAAGCUCUUUAUUAAGCAUGCACACAUACUGUAAAUGUAUAAUCCUGACUUACUUUUCUAGUAUAUAUCCUAUCUUAUGACCUACGAAAAUACCAAGAGCAAAGAUCCCUAUGUGGGGUGCAUCUGACCAAAAGAUUCAGAAAACCAUGCCAAUUACAAUUGAAAUGAAUUUAAAUCAUGACACUUGUCUUUCCUUACAUACUGUAAUGUGCAUUACUAAAGGAACACUAUGUCAAUUAGUUUAAGUGCAAUAUUGAAUGGGUGAUAUGCAGGGGUCAAAUUGUCAAAAGUUUACAGGGGGAUGGUAGUUGCGGGCGGAAUGUGUAUUAAUAAUAGUCCAAGUCAAGGAGGAUGCACUAAGUCUUCGUUUGUUAACAAUGGUGAUACCAUACCCCG
Messenger RNA from Coregonus clupeaformis (lake whitefish), 1783 nucleotides. Its product is annotated as dnaJ homolog subfamily B member 6. Gene Ontology annotation, molecular function: Hsp70 protein binding; ATPase activator activity. The record is from RefSeq and is a predicted model, not a curated record. Gene Ontology annotation, cellular component: cytosol; endoplasmic reticulum membrane. The coding region runs from base 194 to 1273 and encodes 359 amino acids. Gene Ontology annotation, biological process: protein refolding; positive regulation of proteasomal ubiquitin-dependent protein catabolic process. The transcript is spliced from 10 exons. NCBI's taxonomy places the organism in Eukaryota, Metazoa, Chordata, Actinopteri, Salmoniformes, Salmonidae.